Manduca sexta (tobacco hornworm) is the source of this 729-nucleotide messenger RNA. Its product is annotated as myophilin. Gene Ontology annotation, molecular function: protein binding. NCBI's taxonomy places the organism in Eukaryota, Metazoa, Arthropoda, Insecta, Lepidoptera, Sphingidae. The record is from RefSeq and is a predicted model, not a curated record.
GUAGAAAAAGCGAUAGUCGCUAUCAUACGUAUCGUCAAGCUGAUAUUGUGAGGACGCUUAUCACGAGGAGUUCAGUGGACACGUAGCCGCACACUUGUCAACACACAACAUGGCUGAACACCGCGCAGGCAAAGCCGGCAUCAACGCCGAGGCCCAGGCUCGCAUCCACAGCAAGUACAACGACGAGAUUGCACAGGAGACCCUCGAGUGGAUCAGGAAGCUGACUGGCGAGCCGGCCAACACCUCCGGAACCGCCGAGAAUCUUUACGAGGUACUUAAGGAUGGUACGCCUUGCAAACUAGUCAACGCUAUCCAGGAAGGGUCAGUGAAGAAAGUCAACCAGUCGACGAUGGCCUUCAAGCGCAUGGAGAAUAUUAACGCGUUCCUGGAAGCGGCGAAGAAGCUCGGCGUGCCCCCACAGGAGACUUUCCAGACCAUUGAUCUGUGGGAGAAACAAAACCUGUACUCGGUGGUGAUUUGUCUGCAGUCCUUGGGCAGGAAGGCGGGUAAUUACGGCAAGCCGUCCAUCGGCCCGAAGGAAGCCGAUAAGAACGUUCGUGAAUUCAGCGAAGAGCAGCUGAAGGCCGGACAGAACGUCAUCUCGCUGCAAUACGGCACCAACAAGGGUCAGCAGUCGGGCAUCUCAUUCGGUACCCGUCGUCAAAUGUGAUGUAUUUAUUAUUAAUUUAUAAACAUUAUAUUGUAAUAAACGUUUUCUAAUUUUUUUUA